AUGAUUGGCUCGUGGAAUAUCAAUUCCCAGAACGAGUCUUCUUUGUCAGAAAUAACACAUUGGCUCAAACAUAUGGCCUUCGAGUGCCAACGCGUUAAUCCAUUUGAAGCUGAAAAUUGUCUAUUUGACUCUUCAGACUCGCUUUCGCCAUCUACCCCGGGCGGGUAUUCGCAACAGGAAAAGCUGACCGAAUACGAUAUUCUGUCCGGCAAAGGGUUCUUAUCAAAUGGCGAAGUAGAUUCGCAUCCGGACCUCAUCAUUCUCGGGUUUCAGGAAUGGAAGGCAACUCUUCAUUGGGAAGAUCCCCAAGUAAAAAAGUGGAUUGUCCAAAUUGAAGCUGCAUUAAGCAUUACCUUCAUUCCGAAUCACCUUUCUCGAUAUUGCGUUGUUGGAUCGAUUCAAUGGAUGGGGUUCUUCCUUGUUAUCUUUCAAAGAACAUCCUACCCCAAAGGCAAUUCACUUUCGGUUUCGGUUUGUAGAAGGGCUCAUUUUGGCACCGGUCCUUUGUUUGUCGGAUCGAAAGGGGCGAUUGGGGUCCAGCUCUCUGUGUCCCUUAAAGAUGCAAAUGGCGAUUCUCUCUUUGAGGGCGACAUUUCAGUCAUUAAUGCUCAUUUUUCUGCCAAUCCAAAUAACAUUGCAUCCAGAAGAUCCGAAUAUGAAACGAUAUUCCACAGGCUCUUUUUGCACGGAAAAGGCGAUGAUGCUCUUUCAGAUGCUAGGAUCACUUCCACUUCAAUUGCCUUUUUCUUUGGCGACUUUAAUUAUAGGCUUUCCGAUAAGAACUGUCUUUUUGAUCAGAAUAUGGAGACCACUGCAAGAAACCCAGACGAAACCCAGAUAGAUAUCUCUCCACUUAUUCAAAUGAGCCCAUCUUUGGGGCCUUUUCCCUCGUCAUUUCCGAUUUCCCCAAUUCCGCUGAACGCGGAGAUCAACGGGGGGAGCCACAAAAGUGAGUGGAGAAAUAUUCCCCAAUGGCUGAAGGACAAAAACUGGCCCGCUUUGCUUGCUUUUGAUCAGCUAACCUUUGAUCGGAUCAGCAGGUACUCAUUCUCCGAGUUUGAUGAGGCAAGAAUCACUUUCCCGCCAACUUACAAGUAUAUCCCGGGGUCAAACCAUCUCGACAUCAUCGACAAGUCUGUCCACAUUCCAAGCUGGUGCGAUCGGAUCCUAUAUUACUCUUCUGGCGCAAACACUAUCCAGCCAGAGGUGUACACUUCAACGCCAUUUAUCAUUUCUUCGGACCACAAACCAAUUUUCGGGCUCUAUGCCAUAAGGUCAAAACAGCUCAAGGCUGAGAAAGAAUGUAGAGAGAGCAUAAACCCAGUGGACUCCAGUGUUAGAUUUUUGCAUUUAAGAAUGAAUCGGCUUCUGGAGUACUAUGAGCGGAUAUUGCGGCCUGAUAUGCUCAAUCUCUUCAACGGCUAUGUUUCUAUUCUUAGCAUGGAUGUCUCCAUGGUUUUAGACGGUGGUACUGCACAUAACCCAAACUAUAAAUACAAGUCGGCACUUUUGCUCCAGCUUCUCACUGGCAAGCGACCAAACGCUACACCUUGCAAUGUGUUCAGGGAAGGAACGUCUGAAAUUUUGUUCAAUGGGCUUUCAAGCAACAUUUAUUUGUCGCCUUCGUCUCCCAAUUCUGUCAAAGAUGAAAUGUCUGAUAAUGGUAGAAGAUCAGACAAGGAAAAAAGAGCGCUUCUAUUGACGAAGCUCAAUUUCGCUUCAAAUGCAGCUUCCGGAAAAAAACACGCAAAGAACAUGAUGAGUGCCGAUGAUUACAGAAAAGCCACUUCCUCGCAUUCUGGUCUCAAAAUCAGCUGCUCUUUGCGGAAUGAGGCCGAGUCCUUUGAAUUUCUGGAUAAGCUCCGCGAGUUUUACCUUCCAGAUCCAUCGUUCCAACGUCUUCCCACAAGAAACGGACUGCUGACACAUUCACUGGAUGUUCAUAAAAUUGCACGUGAUGAGAUGCUUGGCGCUUUCACACGCUCGAACUCGUUCAACCCGCUGUCCGAGGAUAUUAUAAAACGUGUCAAGUCCAAAUUACGGCGCAAGCUUAUUGCCAGACACAAAUUUCAUGAGCGGGCCUUUAAAAGCGGCGAUAAUCCUCUCUCGGCAAAAACUACAUACGUUAUAUCGCCCUUAGAUUGCCUCAAGUUUCCCGAUGUCGAAGGCCACUUUGAUGGCCUUUCCGAUCUUUUUUCUGCGCCAAAUGUGAAUCCGUUUUACAUUUAUAUCAGACCGCACUUGAAGGUACAUUUCCCCCUACAAUUGCAAGAGAAAACUCCCGAAACUCUUGUGGCGAUGACAUAUUUUCUUAGCGCCUUUUUUAAUCCAUUCUCAUAUCGUCUACGAGUGCCUUUGGCUCUUCCAAAUAGGGAAGAGAGGUUGGAGCUGCUUCGCCCAACUGGGUUGAAGGCAGGAGCAGCAGCAUUAUCAUAG
Messenger RNA from Mitosporidium daphniae, 2436 nucleotides. RefSeq lists its product as uncharacterized. The coding region runs from base 1 to 2436 and encodes 811 amino acids. The transcript has 2 exons. Gene Ontology annotation, biological process: phosphatidylinositol dephosphorylation. Gene Ontology annotation, molecular function: phosphatidylinositol-4,5-bisphosphate 5-phosphatase activity. NCBI's taxonomy places the organism in Eukaryota, Fungi, Microsporidia. The record is from RefSeq and is a predicted model, not a curated record.